Guyanagaster necrorhizus is the source of this 2199-nucleotide messenger RNA. RefSeq lists its product as uncharacterized. The transcript has 4 exons. NCBI's taxonomy places the organism in Eukaryota, Fungi, Basidiomycota, Agaricomycetes, Agaricales, Physalacriaceae. The record is from RefSeq and is a predicted model, not a curated record. The coding region runs from base 179 to 2050 and encodes 623 amino acids.
CCGUAGCCUAUGACGUAUUCAAAUACAAUGCCAAGUAGCCUUCAAGCGGUCCGGACUUUUCCGCCGUUCCUUCGGCACAGGCCUCCAAAUCCGGACAUCUACCGCAUUCUUGUUGGACAGCAACGCCGACGUCUGCAGGCAGCAAGGAUACCAGGACAGCUCAUGCCGCGAGCUCAUCAUGCCGCUCAUUAUUCAUGCUGCUAGUCAGUGCGACAUCUGCUUCUCGACCUAUGCGUGGGACCAGCCAGAGCAGGCGCCUCAUGUUAUUCCUUGUGGCCACACUUUUUGCAAAGAAUGCUUGACGAACAUCACCAGUAUCACGAACAGACCGCCGACGUGUCCCUUGUGCAGGAAAGGCUUCAAGCGGGAUCCGGUGAAGCUUCGGAGGCUGCAUGCGAACGGUCCCCCUGCAGACGAGCUGAAACAUAACGAUUUGUUAGAGAGAUUGGUUCUUGCUUGGAAGCUGACGGAUCCAGACCCGGAAUUGCGCGCAGAGAUUCAACAAUUCCUCGACGGAAAGGACGAGAACCAGUAUCGAUCCCUUCGUAGCGCGCUUGAGGGAACGGACACGCUCCGAAAGCUGAGGUUCAAGUAUGAAAAAACGAAGAUCCUGAUGCGGACCGCCACACAGAAGGUCAGGGCGAACCAUACCGAAGAUGAGAGGAACAAGGAAUUCGAGGCCCUUUUAAUGCGCAGAUACCGAGAUGAGGUCGAUCACUUGCACCAACAACUUGCUAUGGUCAAUUCGUUCUUUGAUGAUGGCCCGACCAAAGGCAAGGGAAAGGGAAAGCAAAGACCGAACCCUUUGCCGACUCCACCCCAGGACAUUUUCCGACUACCCGAGUACCAAAUCUUGAACACUCAACCGUCUUUACCUGCGAAUGCGGGCACUAGCAAUACGCAGGUUUAUACGUCCGUAUUGUCAAAGCUUUCGCAAGCAAUCCAGCAAGCACAGAGCCAAUACGAUCCAGCUCUCGGAAGGCAGAACGUCAUUGUCGGUGGCGCUCAACCAGAAUCUCGUGUCACUAUCCCUCCGGAACAGGAGUCUCACGAAGGACCCAAUUUCCAAGGCGCGGGAAGGCUGAUCGGGUAUCUGCGAGGAGACGAUGGUAGUUUCCAUCAUGGCUAUUUCAAUGAGCAGUCUCAAGCCGGACCUUCAAAACAUCCGAAUGUUUUACAGACUACUGAGUCGACAACGUCACUCUCGUCUAUGAGCUUCGGAGCAUCGUCUAGCUUGCGGCCGCAUCAACGCAGCAAUACCUUUCCUCAUGUCAGCUUUGACACUUCUAAUUCCUCUCAACCCAGCACCGAAAAUUCUGUUCCAAGGACUCAUCCUCAUACAUCUGUCGCGAAUUCUCGAGCAGGGGGUCGCACCACCACCUCCCAGCUGGUCACUGGAUCUACUCGUUCUGGAUCCUCUAUCGCCGAGCCGUCUGAGCAGCCCCAAUUAUCUCAGGGCGCUUCGCAACAACAUAAUGCUAGGGCACACGGAACAACAGCUCGGAGGCGAAAUUUCAACACGGGAAUGCGAGUGCUUCUUGAAGAGCACCCCGCACCCCUUGCCCCAGACAAUAUCUCUAUUGUGUCAUGGGGGACAUCAGCACAUUCAGAUGGUAGCUCUUUGCGUAGCAUGAAUCUUCUGUCCUCCUUCUUUGCAGGUUCCCCUGGUGCACCCGGGUCGUACGUCGUGCCUGUAGGAGACCCGAGCGCGUUUUUGCCUCUUCGAAAUCCAGUGCGCGAGGAAGAGGGCGGUGUUUUGUCGCCUUUGGACGUGGAAUGGAUUCCUCAAACGAGGCCUGCCCCGCGUGGACGCCAUCGACGUCUUUCCUCCGCCCCGAAUCUUCCUUCAGCUUCGCGAGCGACGGUCAGGCCCACGUCGGAGGAAGGUCUUGGUCGGAGGGGAUUAGUUGAUGAGACGGAAGAAGAACACGAUAACGCGUUGGGCCUGGUGGAUUUGAGGAGGCGGGAGGAUUCGCCAUUUAUUGCCCAGCCCACGCCGAUGGUGCCUGCAGCGCAUUUCCUCAGAUCGUUCAGCCACCAAGGAGCAUGAUUCUCUCUCUCUCUUUUUUUUUUUUCUCCAUCUCCGGGAUACUCUUUACAAGUCGUUAGUUACUUUACCAUCGCUGUCGCUCAAACACUACCAUCCGGAACAUUCAGUCAGUCGCUUGCACAUCACAUUGCUUUGUAUCCAUCGUCUUU